UUUCGUGGAAUGGCUUGUUUACAACUCACACACACAGUUCCUCUUGUGUGCUCUCAAAAGGACUUGAAUUCAAUCCCUUUGAGUUGGAAGCCUCUUAAAGCCUUUAAAUCUGUCUUUUAGUUCCCUUUUCAGAGUCUGUCUCAAUUCCCCUUCCCAUUAUCUCAGUUGUCUGUGCCUGAGAGCAAGAACAGCCACAGAAACUGAGAAGAAAAGAAAAAAAGAAUGCUAUCUUCAAAUGUUGUUCCAUCAUCAUCCCCUGUCACUUUCUCCAAACCCAAUCACCAUUUUUUCAUCAAUGCAUCUCCCAAUCCCAAACCAAAUCUUCUCAGGUUUCAGGCCCAACACAGAGCCACUCCUCUCAAAAGUUCCAAACUUUCUUUUAUGCCAACGUCUCAGAUCCAACAUUCAAUCGCAAAGUUAGGCUCUUUCAGCAGAUUCCUCUCACACCCUUUUGAGCUCUCAUCAAAACCCAGAUACCAAAUCGUUAAGGCUGCAUCAGAAGCCAAUCCUGAAGGAGAAAAUGUAGCCCCCACUGAACCUAAUUCUAAAAAUCUCAAACUUGGUCUUGUGUUUGGGCUAUGGUACUUCCAAAACAUUGUGUUCAACAUUUACAACAAAAAAGUGUUGAACAUAUUCCCUUUCCCAUGGCUUCUUGCAUCUUUUCAGCUCUUUGUUGGGUCCAUUUGGAUGCUGGUGCUUUGGUCCUUGAAGCUCCAACCUUGUCCAAAAAUCUCAAAACCCUUCAUCAUUGCUCUCCUUGGACCUGCUUUGUUCCACACAAUAGGCCACAUAUCAGCCUGUGUUUCAUUCUCCAAGGUUGCUGUUUCCUUUACACAUGUCAUCAAAUCUGCAGAACCAGUUUUCUCUGUCAUGUUUUCUUCAGUCCUUGGAGAUAAGUACCCCAUUCAGGUUUGGCUUUCAAUUCUGCCCAUUGUGCUUGGUUGUUCUUUAGCUGCUGUUACUGAGGUUUCUUUCAAUGUACAAGGAUUGUGGUGUGCCCUUAUUAGCAAUGUUGGUUUUGUGUUGAGGAACAUCUACUCUAAAAGAAGUCUACAGAAUUUCAAGGAAGUUGAUGGCUUGAACUUGUAUGGAUGGAUUACCAUACUUUCAUUGCUUUAUCUGUUUCCAGUGGCUAUUUUUGUAGAAGGGUCUCAGUGGAUCCCAGGGUAUUACAAGGCAAUUGAAGCUAUUGGCAAAGCAUCCACAUUUUAUACUUGGGUGUUGGUGUCUGGGGUGUUCUACCAUCUUUAUAACCAAUCAUCUUACCAAGCACUUGAUGAAAUUAGCCCAUUGACUUUCUCUGUGGGGAACACAAUGAAAAGAGUGGUGGUGAUUGUGUCUUCGGUUUUGGUGUUCAGGAAUCCGGUUCGGCCUCUUAAUGGCCUUGGAUCUGCCAUUGCAAUUCUUGGGACUUUCCUGUAUUCUCAGGCAACAUCCAAAAAGAAAGCAAUGAAAAUUGAAGGUGAAAAGAGUAGUUAGAGAAAAAGAAGGAAAAAAGAAGCAUUACACAGAAAAAAUUGUUUGAUUAUUUGAGUGCUACUCUUAGCCUUGUUAGAAUUAGACAUUAAAUAAGAUCUUCCAUUUUGGUUUCUUUUGAACUAUUGCUAUGGUUUUUCUAUUGAUAUUUUAAAGCGCCUUUUCUGUAUUUGGGUUUUUUUAUGAGUAUAAUUCCUUCUUGCUUGAUUUAUGUUAAAUAGAUCGGGAGGAUAUAAGAAAUUGAUUGCAAUAUGAUGGUAAAUUUCAAUGUU
This is a messenger RNA of Glycine soja, 1748 nucleotides long. Its product is annotated as xylulose 5-phosphate/phosphate translocator, chloroplastic-like. Gene Ontology annotation, cellular component: membrane; Golgi apparatus. NCBI's taxonomy places the organism in Eukaryota, Viridiplantae, Streptophyta, Magnoliopsida, Fabales, Fabaceae. The record is from RefSeq and is a predicted model, not a curated record. Gene Ontology annotation, molecular function: phosphoglycerate transmembrane transporter activity; triose-phosphate transmembrane transporter activity; antiporter activity. Gene Ontology annotation, biological process: transmembrane transport. The transcript has a single exon. Bases 223 to 1479 code for a protein of 418 amino acids.